This is a messenger RNA of Drosophila nasuta, 14363 nucleotides long. RefSeq names its product FAT atypical cadherin kugelei (gene kug). Gene Ontology annotation, cellular component: plasma membrane; cell-cell junction; catenin complex. Gene Ontology annotation, biological process: multicellular organism development; homophilic cell-cell adhesion; cell migration. Gene Ontology annotation, molecular function: cadherin binding; beta-catenin binding; calcium ion binding. NCBI's taxonomy places the organism in Eukaryota, Metazoa, Arthropoda, Insecta, Diptera, Drosophilidae. The record is from RefSeq and is a predicted model, not a curated record. The coding region runs from base 168 to 14255 and encodes 4695 amino acids. The transcript is spliced from 23 exons.
GGCGUAGCUCAUCCGUACGGUCGUGUGUCGCGGACGCUUGUUAAGCACUUCAUUUAACGUGCUAUGUGUACAUAACAUACAUGUAUGUGUGUAUAUGGAUGUGAGAAUCAACUUUGAUUUGAAUUACAACAAAAGUGUACUGGAUACCAUGUGAACAACAAUAGCUAAUGUCUAAUAUGAAUUUAAAAAAAUAUGCCGGAGCUUUAAAAAGAAAAAAAGUUAUAUCACUUCUAUGGAUUUCCCUGCUAAGCUGCUGUUCUUGCCUGAUUCAGUGUUCAUUGGCAACAUCGGACACUGGAGCUAAAACAACGCAUUCUCAACAAAAGUUACCUUUGGAUACCAAGGCCGAUUUUCGCCAUCAGUUAUACAAUGUGACAAUACCAGAAAAUAGUCUGGGCAAAACAUAUGCGAAAGGAGUAUUGCAUGAGGAUCUGGCCGGAAUUUUAGUGGACUCGAAUUAUGAGAUAAGAUAUCGAAUAAUAAAUGGCGAUAAGGAUAAGCUAUUUAAGGCUGAAGAGAGACUGGUCGGAAAUUUUGCCUUUCUGUGCAUUCGAACUCGAACAAGUAAUAUCGUUCUAAACCGAGAGAAAACUGAUGAAUACACUCUUAAGGUUCGAGCACAUGUGACGCACUCGCGUAGUAAAAACGAAAGCAUUAAUUAUGAAACGGAAACAACUGUUCAUAUACAAGUAUUAGAUCGAAAUGACUUAAGUCCUCUCUUCUAUCCAACUGAAUAUGCGGUAACUGUUCCUGAGGACACUCAAAAACAUCACAGUAUUCUGAAAGUUAUUGCGGACGAUGCUGAUUUAGGAGUAAAUGGUGAAAUUUAUUAUAGUUUUUUAAUCGACAGUGAAUAUUUCGCUAUUCACCCCACUACCGGCGAUAUCUCAAUAUUGAAUCCCCUGAAUUACGCCGAGAAUUCGUAUCAUGAACUUAUUGUUUUGGCAAAUGACAGGGGCUCUGCGAUUCAGCAACAAAGCCACCAGUCGAGCAAAGCGAGAGUUUCAAUAACAGUCAAACAGGUUAAUUUAAAUGCGCCUGAAAUAAAUGCCAAGACUUUUUCGAGUGUCGUACCCAAUUCAGACUCGCUCAUUUACGGAAUCGUUAAAGUAAAUGACAAAGAUAUUGGAAAGAAUGGCGUGAUAAGAAAACUGGAAAUUGUCGAUGGGAAUCCAGAUGGCAUGUUUCAGUUACUUCCAACUGAAAUGAAAGACGAGUAUUAUAUUGAACUGAACAAAUUUGCAAAGCUAUUUAAACAACACUAUACUUAUAAUCUUACACUGCGAGCUGAAGACUUUGGCACACCAUCCAGACAUACUUUCAAAACCAUUGCCAUACAAAUACUUCCAGAAAUCAAAAAUGUACCGAUUUUCACACAAGAAAUUUACGAUGUUUCCAUACCGGAAACGUCGCCGAUUAACAUGCCAGUAAUUAGACUGAAGGUUAGCGAUCCUGAUUUAGGCAAAUACGCAUUGGUUUAUUUGGAAAUUGUUGGUGGCAAUGAAGGUGGCGAAUUUCGGAUUAAUCCUGAUUCUGGAAUGCUGUAUACGCAAAAGAGACUUGAUGCUGAAACAAAAUCUAUUUACACACUCACUGUAUCUGCCAUUGAUCAGGCUGACGUUGGUUCGCGGAAGCAAUCGUCGGCCAAAGUCAAGAUUACAAUCGAGGAUAUGAAUGACAAUGAUCCAAUAUUUGAGCAUACAAAUAAAAAUAUAAGCAUAAAUGAGAAUGAAUUAGCCGGAUUGUUUGUAACGAAACUGACAGCUAAAGAUCGAGAUUCCGGCGAAAAUGCUUACAUAUCGUAUAGUAUAGCAAACCUGAAUGAAGUUCCAUUUGAAAUUGAUCACUUCUCGGGAGUGGUGAAAACAACUAACCUGAUCGAUUAUGAAACAAUGCGAAGGACUUACACGCUGCUUAUACGCGCAUCAGACUGGGGAUUACCGUAUAGAAGACAAACAGAAAUUGCAUUAGAUAUUACGGUUAAAAACAUUAAUGAUAAUAGACCACAAUUUGAGCGUAUUAAUUGUUAUGGAAAAGUUACGAAAUUAGCACCAAUUGGAUCUGAAAUUUUUACUUUAUCCGCUGUUGAUCUUGAUGUGGGAGAUAUUAUAUCCUAUCGCUUAAUAUCUGGAAAUGAGGAUGGUUGCUUUAACUUGGACUCAAUGACGGGAAGUAUGUCGAUUGGUUGCAAUCUAAUGGAUGUUGCCGUCAAUGAUCGUGUUGUUAAAGUAACUGCUACCGAUGGAACUCACUUCUCCGAUGAGAUGAGCAUGGAUAUUCAUCUUGUUCUCGAAUAUUCAAAGGAACACUCGAGUAUGGGAUAUGGUACAUUCGAGUGUCGUGAGACUGGAGUAGCCAGAAGACUUGCUGAAACAUUAGCCCUAGCUGAGAAGAAUAACAUGAAGAAUGAUUCUCUGUCAGAAGUGAAUGACUUGGGAUUGACGCCUAGUAGAUAUGGUCAAAAUAUACAUAGGCCUGAAUUCAUUAAUUUCCCCCAAGAACUUACUCUAAACGAAAGCAUUCAGCUGGGAACAACAGUUGCGCUGAUUAAAGCUCGAGAUAGAGAUUUGGGCUACAAUGGUAAAUUGGUUUUUGCUAUUGCCGAUGGGGAUUACGAUUCAGUCUUCCGCAUAGAUCCAGACAGCGGAGAAUUGCAGAUUAUUGGCUACUUAGAUAGAGAACGUUUAAGCGAGUAUAUCUUGAAUAUAACUGUCUAUGAUCUCGGCCAACCGACAAAGAUGGAUUCCAAAAUGCUUCCCAUUACUAUAACAGAUGCUAACGAUAAUCCUCCUGUUUUGCAAAAGCCUUUAGCCACCCUUCGACUGAAAGAAAAUGGCUUAAAUGGCAGUACUAUCUAUUGUGUUCAUGCUACAGAUGCAGAUUUAGGAAUCAAUGCAGAAAUCACUUAUAGCUUAUCUGUUGACUAUAACGAAUUUACUAUUAAUAAAACUACUGGAUGUAUAAUACUGAGUAAGCCCUUAGACCGAGAGCAGCAAGAUAAAUACGAGCUGCAUGUUAUUGUGAAAGAUGGUGGAGUUCCUGUUUUAUCAGCCGAAGCAGUUAUCUAUAUUUUCGUCGACGAUGUUAACGACAAUGUGCCAAUAUUUGGAGUGCAAGAGUAUAUAUUCAAAGUUCGCGAAGACGUGCCUCGCGGCACUGUAGUUGCUGUCAUCGAGGCCAUAGACAAGGAUAUUGGACAAAAUGCAGAAAUCCUAUUUUCGCUUCAAGAGGAUAAUCAGGAGAAGAACUUGUUUAAAAUCGAUAAGCAUUCUGGCGCAAUACGCACUGAAAGAUAUUUGAAUUAUGAAAACCUUCAAGUUCAUAACCUGUUAAUUAGCGCCAUCGACUGUGGAGAUCCAUCAUUAACAUCUGAUAUGUCCAUUGUCAUUGAAAUUAUUGAUGUAAACGAGAAUCGAUAUGCUCCUGAGUUCGAUGACUUUAUUUUUGAGGGAUCAAUAAGAGAGAACAUGCCCAAAGGCACUUUCGUUAUGAAUGUCACCGCCCGGGAUCUGGAUGGAAUCGAUCUUAAUGCUAAAAUAUCGUACUCAAUCACUGGGGGCGAGGGUCUCGGCAUCUUUUCCGUUAAUGAUAGAGGCGAAAUUCACACUUUAACUCAACUUGAUGCGGAGACAAAAGAUUCUUAUUGGCUAACAUUAUGCGCUCAAGAUAAUGCUAUAGUCCCACUAAGUAAUUGUGUCAAGGUUUAUAUUGAAGUCGAAAACGAAAAUGACAAUAUUCCAUUAACGACCAAGCCUGUUUAUUAUGUUAACGUAACAGAGGGUAGUCCAGGAAAACAUGAAAUUAUUCAACUGAAAGCCAUCGACCCCGAUAGGGAUACAUCCCAAAAGAUUACGUAUAAUAUAAUAUCUGGCAAUCUUGUUGGUUAUUUCGAAAUGGAUCCACAUACGGGAACACUGAGGACAACGGAGAGAAGGUUGGACAGAGAAAAUCAAGCAGAACAUAUUUUGGAGGUCUCUAUAUCAGACAACGGAUCUCCAUCAUUGACGUCCACUACUCGUGUUGUGGUCUCAGUCCUAGAUAUUAACGAUAAUAGCCCAGUGUUCGAUCAACGUGUCUAUAAAAUUCAAGUACCUUCAACACUAAGAGUUAACGAAUCCAUAUUCCAGGUUCAUGCCAUAGACAAUGAUGAAGGAGAAAAUGCUCGAGUAACAUAUUCUAUCAAGUCUGGCAAGAAAAAGAACAAAUUCCGAAUCGAUGGCUUAAGUGGGCAUAUUUUUAUUACAAAGCCAUUAGAAGCCGACGCUGAAUUUGAGUUUAAUGUGAAAGCCGAAGACAACGGAACUCCUAAAAAGAGUCAAACGACAGUUGUUAACAUUCUGGUUAUACCUAUUGCUGCCAAUUCUCCAAAUGCUCCAAAAAUACUGCCGAAAUCGGUGAAUAGCAUAGUAGAUUUGACGGAGAACGAUAAACCUGGUUUCUUGGUGACUCAAAUUCUGGCAGUCGACGAGGAUAACGACCAAUUGUGGUUUAAUAUUAGUCGAGGAAACGAAGGCAAUCAUUUCUAUAUUGGAAGAGACACUGGAAAUGUUCUGCUGUCAAAGUACUUGGACUAUGAGACCCAAACAAGUUACAACCUAUCAAUAACCGUGACCGAUGGCUCGAAUAUAGUGCACACUAACCUAUUUGUGAAAGUUGUUGAUACUAAUGACAAUGUGCCACAAUUUACGAAGGAAGUAUAUCACGUAAAUAUAUCUGAGAAUAUCGAAGAAGAAUCAGUUAUUAUGCAACUCCAUGCCACUGACAAAGAUGAAGAUAAAAAGCUCUUUUAUCAUCUUCAUGCUACACAAGAUCCAUCAUCUUUAACAUUGUUUCGGAUUGAUUCAAUAAGUGGCAAUGUUAUAGUCAUACAGAAACUGGAUUUUGAAAAAACAUCGCAACAUAUACUAAUUGCAUUUGUAAAAGAUCAAGGAACUCCACAAAAAAGGAACUAUGCAAAAAUAAUAGUUAAUGUACAUGACCACAAUGAUCAUUAUCCUGAAUUCACUACCAAAAUAAUUCAAAGCAAAGUUCCCGAAAGUGCUGCAGUAGGUUCCAAGCUUGUUCAAGUAACAGCCAUCGAUCGAGACAGCGGACAAAAUGCUGAGUUACGAUACUCGAUUAUCAGCGGUAAUGUUGGUAGUACAUUCGACAUUGAUCCAAUAUUUGGAAUUAUAUCGUUGACUGACACGUUGGAUAUCAAUAAAAUGCAAGAGUAUAUGCUGCAAAUUAAAGCUACAGAUUUGGGAAAGCCCCCACUGUCAUCUCAAGUGCCUGUCCAUAUCAUAAUCACAAUGUCAGAUAAUGAUCCACCAAAGUUCUUUGCUAACUUAGUUUCUUUGGAAAUAUUUGAGAAUUUGAGUAUUGGAUCAUUUGUUACGCAAGUGGAAGCGAGAUCAUCAUCAUCAGUUUUCUUUGACAUCAUCGAUGGCAACGACAAAGAAAGCUUUCGGAUCAAUCCUUCCACGGGAGUCAUUGUCAUCAACAACAAUGUGGACUACGAAGUGAACAAGCUAUUUAACCUCACAAUUAAGGGAACUAACAUGGCCUCUGCAUCGUCGAGUCAAAACAUAAUAGUGCAUGUUUUGGAUGUGAAUGAUAAUAUACCAAAGUUUCUUGAAACUGAAUACAUUGGCACUGUUUCGGAAUCUACCAGCAUAGGUUCAUAUGUACACAUGACUGACGAAAACAAAAAACGUCAUCUGGCUUUAAGUGUGUAUGAUCCAGACGUAGGAUUCAAUGGAAUGUUGGAAUAUAAAAUUAUGGAUGACUUGGCAAGCAGUCUCUUCAAAAUAGAUUCGACAACUGGGGCUAUUAAAAUUUUGCGGGGCUUAGAUUAUGAAACUAAUACAAACUAUUCGUUUUCUGUAUCGGUCAGUGACAUGGGCAAACCAAGGCUACAUUCGAAUACAAAAGCUCAUGUAGUAAUACUAGUGACUAAUGUUAACGACUGUCCACCCGUAUUUAAGGAUAGAGAUCACAACGUUACACUGUUUCUGCCAACAUUUGAAAAUGUUUUCGUUACAAAAGUUGCUGCCGUUGAUGCCGACUAUGACAUAGUUCGUUAUGAUAUUGUAGAUGGCAACAACCAAGAAUGCUUUCAGGUUCAUCCCCUAACAGGAGUAAUAACAACAAGAAGAGUGGAAUUCAAUUACAAUGAAUAUGUUUUACAUGUUCGUGCAUCAGAUGGAUUGUAUUCUACUAUUCUCCUUGUGAACAUCAAAAUAUUACCAAUAGUUAAUUCGAAUUUCAUAUUCCAAAAGAAGAUUUAUGAGUUUUCGGCAUUUGAAAAUACCACAAAAGUGGUGACAAUUGGAUUGACCAAUGUUAUUGGAAAUACGCUUAAUGAAAAUGUCGAAUACAGAAUACUUAAUCCAACUGAUAUGUUUGAAAUUGGAAUAACUUCUGGAGCUAUUAAAACUACUGGGCAGAUAUUCGAUCGUGAACAACAGGAUAUGUAUAAACUGUUUAUUGAAGCAAGGUCAUCAACAUUCAGUAUAGAUGACACCAGUGUUCGACGAGCAACAACAUCAGUUUAUAUAUCAGUAUUGGAUAUAAAUGACAAUUGUCCCAUAUUUGUAAAUAUGCCGUAUUAUGCUUCAGUGUCUGUUGGACAUACGAAAGGGUCAGUUAUUAUGCAGGUGAAAGCAAUCGAUUUGGACAGUGCAGAAAACGGUGAAGUGCGCUACGAAUUAAGAAAAGGAAAUGGUGAACUUUUCAAAGUCGAUAGAAAGACUGGCGAGUUGUCAAUUAAGCAAAGUAUUGAGGGCCAUAAUCGAAAAUACGAAUUAACAGUUGCAGCUUAUGAUGGUGCUGUAAUUUCAUGCAGCACAGAAGUUCCCGUUCAAAUAAAGGUCAUCGAUCGAUCAAUGCCGGUGUUUGAAAAACAAUUCUAUUCAGUCAGCGUGAAGGAAGACGUUGAAAUGUAUUCCGCAUUGUUUGUAUCUAUACAAGCCGAUAGUCCACUGAAAAGAAAACUUAUUUACACAACAUCAUCUGAGGAUAUUAAUCAAUAUUUUGAAAUUGAUUAUAGAACAGGUUCCUUAUAUGUGGUUAAUGAGCUGGAUUACGAGCAAAAUCAAACGCAUGAGAUUUUAGUACGAGCAACGGAUAGCAUUUCAGGAAUUUUCGCAGAUGUUUUGUUGUCAAUAACUGUAAUCGAUGUUAAUGACUGUUAUCCUGAAAUCGAAAAGGAUAACUACAAUAUAACGAUGCCGGAAAAUAUACCUUUUGGGUCACAAGUAUUGCAAAUCAACGCAACUGAUAAGGACUCUGGGGCAAAUGGAAAAUUAUCGUAUUUUAUUGAAUCGAUUAACGGACGCAAUGAUUCGGAUACGUUUUACAUUGACGUUGCCGAUGGAAUAUUGUAUUUAAAAACACCUUUAGAUUAUGAGCUGGAAAAGUCCCAUCAUGUUGUUGUACACGUUAAAGACCACGGCUCGCCAUCAUUAACCUCGAAAUGCAAUGUAUUUAUUACAGUUAAAGACCUGAACGACAAUUCACCAAAAUUCAUCGAGCCGUCAUUCAAUACAAAGUUAUCUGUGGCAGCGGCUCGCGGUCAGUUUGUUGCAUUACCAAGAGCAUAUGACGUUGACCUAUCCGACAUCGACUUCUUACAAUAUAAAAUUGUAGAUGGAAACGAAUUGCAAACGUAUUCUAUUGACAAGCAAAGUGGAGUUAUUUCUCUACAGAAUAUGUUGAACUUUACCGAUAAGCUAAAUACUAUUUUAAAUAUAUCAGUUUCUGAUGGCAUUCACACUAGUUUUGCCCGACUCAAAAUCACAUUGGUACCAGAAAAUUUCCAUAGUCCACAGUUUGAGCAGAUGGUGUAUAAAGCAGCAGUAUCGGAGAAUAUGGCAAAGGGACAGGAUAUUAUUACCGUAAAGGCAAUCGACAAUGAUUUCGGACAGUAUUCGAGAAUUUACUACGAAAUUGCAUCGGAAGAUAUGAAACAGUACUUUGAUAUCGAUCGGAAUACUGGCACUAUCACAUCUAAAAUAACAUUUGAUCGCGAAUUAAAGGAUGAGUACGUACUUCACUUAAAGGCAAUUGAUGGGGGAAGUAAAUUUGGCUUUGCAACUCUAAGAGUAACCAUUGAAGACAUCAACGACAACAUUCCACAAUUCUUUGUAAAAGAAUAUAAACUUGUUAUAAGUUCUUCGAAUAAGCUUGACGAAACCUUAUUGACUGUGACAGCAGUUGAUAAAGAUAUCAAUGCAAAUGGCGAUAUAAAAUAUACCAUUAUACCAGACUCCAUGAAAACCGAACUGGAGAACAAAAUAUAUUUAAAUGAAACAAGUGGCGACAUCGUUCUUAAAAGUGUUCCAGUUAAUUCCGAAAAAGCCGUUUUCCAAUUUUUUGUUCGUGCUUCUGACUCAGGAAAGCCGCCAUUACACAACGAUGUACCAGUAUCUUUCGAAAUAGUGGAUUCCGAUGUGAUAAUUCCAACUUUUGAAAAAAGUCAUAUAAGUCUUAAAAUAAUUGAAUCCACAUCGCCGGGAACUGUAUUGACAAAAUUACAUGUGAAUGGAAAUUAUUCGAUAAAGUUCUCAACAUCGGAGGAAACUUCAAUUUUCGCCGUAUCUGAGAAUGGAGAAUUAAUUUUAAUGCAAACUUUAGACCGAGAGCAAAACGAUUCACAUUAUUUAGUAAUUGUGGCGGAAACAGCAACAUUACCAGUAUUAUUCGCAUAUGCUGAUGUAUUCAUUCAUGUCACCGAUGAGAACGACAAUUAUCCGAAAUUCGACAAUACAAUUUAUAGUGCUGAUAUCGCAGAAAAUACAGAUAAAGUCGUAUCUAUAAUUAAAAUUACUGCCACUGAUGCUGAUACUGGUUCAAACGGAGAUGUGCGAUAUUACUUUGAUGAUGAAUCAAAUAGUGUGAGAAAUAUAUUCGACAUCGACAUAUAUACCGGAUGGAUCACCCUCUUGUCUUCCUUGGAUAGAGAAGUACAAUCUGAGUACAAUUUGAAAGUAAUUGCCACAGAUAAUGGACAUCCAAAACACGAUUCUAAAGUACCAGUAUCGAUCAAAAUUAUUGACUACAACGACAAUGCUCCACAAUUUAAGCUGCCAAUCGAACCAAUACAUAUUUUCGAAAAUGCUCUACCAGGAACUGUAUUAUUCAACUUUUUACUAAUCGAUCCGGAUGUUGAAAAGCAAACAAUAGACUAUUACAUUAUUUCUGGAGAUAGCCAAUCUCAAUUUCAAAUUGGAAAGACAGGCGAAUUAUUUAUAUCAAAACCACUGGACAGAGAGCAAAUAUCAUUUUAUAACUUAGGCAUCUUAGCGACUGAUGGAAAAUUCACUGCCGAAGCUAAUGUUAAAGUACAUAUUAAAGAUAUUAACGAUAAUAUGCCAUUCUGCUUAAAGCCCCGCUAUCAUAUUGCUAUGAACGAAAGCACUGCAAUCGGAACAACAAUUGUGGAAGUAAAAGCAAUGGAUUUCGACUCAAGUAAUGAUUUCAAAUUACGCUAUUAUUUGUCUGGAAAGGGAUCUGACGACUUUGUCAUUGGUAAAGAGACUGGCAUCUUGAAAGUAGCAAAACUAAUUGAUCGAGAGCAAACUCCAAAGUACAAGAUAUUAGCACAUGUUCAGGAUGGCAAGGAAUCAAUUCGAGAAUGUGUUUCCGAAAUAAUAAUAACAAUUAAUGAUAUAAAUGACAAUACACCCAUUUUCUCCGUGCCCAAAUAUAGAGUAAGCAUUCUCGAAGAUGCCCAAUUGCAAACUCUGGUUACAAAAGUACACGCCACGGACAAAGAUUUUGGAAUAAAUAGAAAAAUCAAAUAUUCAUUGCUGGGAACAAAUAGUGAUUAUUUUGUAAUAUCAAAAUCUACCGGAAUUAUUAAAUUAGAAAAGAACCUCGAUCGAGAGACAAUUUCAUUGUAUAAUUUGACAGUCAAGGCUGAAGAUUUUGGGAAACCAAUGCUAUCAUCUAUUGCGAAUAUUGUUAUUAACAUUUUGGAUAUAAACGACAAUCCUCCAGAAUUUAGCCUACGAAAAUACGCAAGUAAUGUAUUUGAAAAUGCCACAGAGGGCUUUGAAGUCUGCAAGGUCUAUGCAACAUCAAAGGAUAUUGGAGUUAAUGCGGAAAUCUUAUACUAUAUUGUUAGUGGCAAUGAACAACGUAAAUUUAGUAUGAAUUCAAAAACAGGUGUGUUAUGGGUCAAUGGAUCACUGGACUAUGAAAAAACCAAAUUCUAUUUCCUCACCGUUCAAGCUAUCGACGGUGGAAGCCCGCCACUUAGUAACAUUGCCUAUGUAAAUAUAUCUAUAAAUGAUGUGAACGAUAACACUCCAGCAUUUACACAAAACAUAUAUCGAGUUAACGUAAGAGAGGAUAUCUCAGUCGAUUUACCAAUUAUUGAUGUUAAGGCCACAGAUGAGGAUUCGAAUAUUAAUGGAAUUAUAAAAUAUAAGAUUGUUAAAGGUGAUAUCUUACAUCAAUUCCAUGUAAAUAAAAACAACGGAACAAUAAGCCUGGCGAGGCCCCUAGAUCGAGAGACUAUUGCGGAAUACACAUUGGAAAUUGAAGCUUGUGAUUUUGGAACUCCAGAGCGGUGCAAUAGUGUACAAGUCAUCAUAUUUAUUUUGGAUGCCAACGACAACCCUCCAAUCUUCUCGCAGACGAACUAUAGUAUAGUUUUACAAGAAAAUCGGCCACUUGGAUAUGUGUUUAUUACCUUUGAGGUAACUGACGCCGAUGAAUCCCCCAAUUCCACACCAUUCACGUAUGACAUUCGCUCUGGAAACGAAGGAAACCUAUUUCGCCUAGAGCAAGACGGUUCUCUCAGUACUGCAUCGAGAUUCAAUCAUAAACUACAAGAUCAGUACCCGAUUCAAAUACGUGUGUUUGAUAAUGGAACUCCACCACUUUACUCCGAUACUUGGGUGACAAUAAAAAUUAUUGAAGAAAGUCAAUAUCCUCCCACUAUAACACCUUUAGAAGUUACCGUAAAUUCUUUUGAAGACGAAUUUUCUGCUGCGUUUCUGGGAAAAGUAUUUGCAUCUGACCAAGAUCAAUAUGAUGAACUUAUGUUCUCUUUGACGCCUAGCAAUGACGAAACAUAUCAAACAUCAAAAUUAUUUAAAAUUACUGAAAAGUCUGGCGAAAUAUAUUCGAUAUCCAACCUUGACAUUGGUGUCUACAAACUGAAUGUCUCAGUCAGUGAUGGCAAAUACACCGUUUUUACGACUGUGAAAAUCAAUGUCGAACUGAUAACAAUGGACAUGGUCAAAGAGGCGGCCGUAAUCAGAUUUAGUAAAAUAGCCGCUUCUGAGUUUUUAUUGAGUCACAGAAAGGGCUUUAUUCGAUCGAUUAGAAAUGUGAUGAGAUGUCGCCAAAAAGACGUGAUAUUGAUUUCUUUGCAAGAGAAAAUGAAGAAACGACUGUCAAAGCGAGACGCGUAUUCAACUGAUUUAAGUUUAAAUGUUGCAUUUGCCGUACGCAAACAACAAAUAAUCCCAACAUCAGAUGCAUUCUUUAGCAGUGAUGAAAUACGUUUAUCUGUGAUCAGCAAGGAAAUUGAUAUUGAAAACGACACAAAUCUGAUCAUCGAGGAAGUCGUUCCAAGUUUUUGCCAAAAUAAAGAAAACAUAUGUGUUCAUGGAAUUUGCAAGCAAUUAAUUAGUCUGGAGAAAAAUAAUAUAACUACUAUUUACACUGAUGUGAUAAGUUUUGCUUCGCCCACGUAUAGUUUAGUUAAGAAAUGUGUUUGCAAAUCUGGAUUUGAUGGGAAGAACUGCAAUGAAUCGGUGAACGCAUGCUCUUCGGAUCCGUGUCCACCACAAAGGAAUUGUUUACCUUCAGAAUCGGCAGCUCGUUAUCAAUGUGUAUGCCCAAAGGGAUAUUCGGGCACAUUCUGCGAAAUUAAAUCAUUGAAAUGUGACAAUGGCACCUGUGAUACUAAUUUAUCAACAGCAGUUUCAUUUGGCGGCAAAAGUUAUGCACACUACAAAAUAAACAAGGCAAAGGCCAGAAAUACUUUGGAAAAUCAGUUCGCCUACUCUUUACAAAUACGAACAGUUCAACAGAGCGGCACUCUCUUGUAUGCGAGCGGCAAAGUUGACUAUAAUGUUUUGGAAAUCGUAAACGGAGCUGUGAAGUACAAAUUCGAUUUGGGAUCCGGCGAAGGCGUUGUGAGUGUCUCUAGCAUUUACAUCUCUGAUGGAGCAUGGCAUACAAUAACCUUGGAACGCACAUUGAAUAGUGCCAAACUAACAGUAGAUAAUAAACAUGUUUCACAAGGCAGCGCACCUGGAGUCAAUGGCAUUUUAAAUAUUCAGUCAAACGAUAUCUUUGUUGGAGCUGAGGUUCGACCGCAUCCAUCAAUUAUCGGCUACGAAGAUAUUCAACGAGGAUUCAUUGGCUGUAUGGCGAACAUUAAAAUUGCUAUGGAACCACUGCCAUUAUAUAUUUCCGGAGGAAGCACAAUUGCCGCUCUCAAAAGAUUUACAAAUGUUGAGUUCAAAUGUGACCCAGCCAAUGUUUUGGUCAGCUUGGGAGUCUGUGGUACUCAACCUUGUAUGAAUAGUGGCGUUUGUACGGAUCUUGGAAAUGACAUCUUUAAAUGUAACUGCCAUGCACGUUUCACUGGGGAAUUAUGUGAAAUUGAUUUAGAUCCAUGUUCAUCAGCGCCGUGUUUGUUUGGUGGCCGUUGUGAUAAUCAUGAACCAAACAACUAUACAUGUAUUUGUCCAAUACAUUUGUCUGGCAGAAGAUGUGAAUAUGGUAAAUUCUGCACUCCAAAUCCUUGCAAGAACGGAGGAAUAUGUGAAGAAGGCGAUGGGGUAUCGCAUUGCAUGUGCCGAGGAUUUACGGGUCCCAAUUGUGAGAUAGACGUAAAUGAAUGCGAUAAUCAACCCUGCGGAAAUGGUGCAACUUGCAUCAAUGAAGCCGGUAGCUUCAGGUGCAUAUGCCCAUCUUUCCUAACCGGAGCGAGCUGUGGAGAUCCUCUGUAUUCAAACUCUAUUUCUACGAAACUGAAGAACUUCUCAAUUGAGCAUAUCAGUGGUAUAAUAUCAGGAAUAACAAUUGUGCUGAUUAUGAUUAUAAUUUUACUUUGCUGCUUUGUCUUCAAACGAAAUCCAUCUCCGAACUCUCGAAAUCGAAUUGAAAAGAACAAAAAUAAACACUCUCUCAAACAAGCAACUCUCAACUCACUUCUCGAUAAGGAUAAUCUUUGCAAAUCGAAUGCUAAAAUAAGCAAUUUGGAAAUAAGCCAACGACCAAUAAGCUAUUCACCUCCAACUAACGAUAGCCUAUUUAUUAGUAAUACAAGCUUUGUAAAUAAUUUGGAUAUUCUACGAAGUUACGGUUCAGCUGGUGAUGAGUUGGAAAAUAUCCCAUUAGAAUAUCAAAAAGUAAAUCUCACUAACCAGCAUGUGAACAUCAACACAAGUAACUUUGUCGAUGGAGACAACGCACAUAAACAAGAGUGGUGUGAACAAAUGCAUUUAAAAACAUUCAGCGAGAAUAAGUUAAAUAAUGAAAGAAGAAUUGAUUACGCGUUACCACCAAAUCGAUUUUCAAGUGGGAAACUUAUUCAAGUUCCAAUGCCAAAUGUGUGUCAUUCGACAUCGAAUGCAAACUUUGUUGAUUCUGCCCUAAGUAAUGGGCAAUAUCACUGGGACUGUUCGGAUUGGGUUCGUAAAAGCCAUAAUCCCUUGCCAGAUAUAACAGAAGUUCCUGGUGCAGAGGUUGCAGACUCUUCGAGCUUCCAUAGUAAUGACAGUAACGAGUCGCAAUCGAAGCGAAAAUAUUUAGUUCACGUUGAAGAUGUCGAUCCCACAAGAGAUAUGGCUGCUUUAAAUGAAGAUAUGGUAUUCGAAUAUGUGGAAUCUGACGUUGAAAGCUGUGUUCAUCCUUUUAUGUUGCCGAGUUUAAAUAGUGAACCCCGUUCAAGACUUAGUUCUUUUAAUAAAAGCGAGAAUGAAGACUAUAAACUUAAUACAGUGCCUUUCCAAACAAAAUCAAAUCGAUUGCGCAAAGUAUAUUUACGACAUCCUGACUCAUAUUUACCGACGAUACAUACUCCAAGUGACACGGAGGCAGAAAGCUCUAAUAACGAAGCACCAAUGUUGAAAAAAGAGUUAUCAAAUAGAAGAACUAUUAGCGGACACUCCGAGGAAGUAUAUCUGUUUCCCAUUGCGACUGGUGACACAGGAUCAGAUAGCAAUAUCUCUGUUCGGCUUUGUGAAAUUGAAGAUUCUGAAUUAGAAGAAUUCUUGCCGGAGGGAGGGAAAUAUAGUAGUGAAUGACAUAUUAAUUACAUGAAAUCAUAGAUUUUAACUUUGGCCAUAACUCUGUUUCUUUUUCUACUGAUUUUAUAUAAAAUAAAGCUAUAUAAGUGUAAUUAUAUUUUUAAU